AUGGCCGAAGUCAACGGCAUAUCCAAGCACGAAGACACCGUUUCAGUGUCCACCACGCAUUUAGGAAAACGAAAACGCCGCACCGUAUCUCCCGACCCUUCAAUCUCACCCUCUAACCUUGCCACGUCUCCAUUGCAAGCAGCCCUUCAAGAUGUCCUGCGACUCCUCCGCAAACAUGAUCCGACGCCCUCACUCCUCAAAUAUCCUCUCUCUUCCACAUCUGUAGACACCCCUGAUGCGAAACGAGCACGCCUUUCCAGACGUGAACCCGGAUCCGAGACGAUUGAAGACCGAAUCACAUCAGGCAAUUACGCUUCCUUCCAAGCACUGAAAGAAGAUGUCAACAGCGUCAAAGUUGCCAUUCUCGACAGCUUGUCAGACCUGAGCGUCAAUGCGAAGUCUCGAUCCUCAACUCUUUCGGAGUCCGAAGCGCAGGAAAAAUUGUCGAAACUGGUCAAUGUGCUGGAAACAUAUGAUGUCGGAGCAUCGAAGACCCUUGAAACGGGUGGUGCAGACGCUUGUGAAGAAAAUUUGGCCAAGGCGAGCACUGCGGACCUGCCCUCUGGAGAGGUCCUCUCACUUCGCAGUCAGGUCAAUGGAAACCCUUCCGUCAUAUUCUCUGGACUCCAAACAUCGGAACGACUCGAGAACGAUGGUGAUGAUGCAGCACCCGAUUCAGACGAACCCGGUCUGCCGAAUGGAUUUGAAUUUAUGACCUUUGCGCCUGUCGAAGGCGAGCACCCGAACCAGAAGCAAGAGAAGAGGACUUUCGAAAAAGUAUUUCCUCCGCCUAGUCGAUCCAAACCUUUGGAAUUCCCACGGCCGGCAAGGGAUCAGGCGAGAAGCAGCGUUUUACAAUACGGGCCGCAGUCAACUCGAACGGAAAGCAAUCCUCGGAACAAGCAUGAUUACAAGUAUGAGAGAUUACCCACGGGUUUGUGGCUCACCUAUGGAGUGGCGGGCAUCCACAGUGACCAGGAUCGUUGGCGAACCCAUCAUGGUUCUGGUGUCAGUGACUUCAAAACAGCUCUGGGGGUCAAUGGGGUGCCAACCAAAAAUCCAUUCAACGAAGAGGCGGCAUUUACCUCGGCCUAUUCGUCUUUUGCUCCGACGUCGGAUAAUUCGCACUCACUGGUAUCUGAUGAGGAGAGAAGUCGGCUGUGGUUGCACAAAUAUGGCGAGCAGAAGCUAUCUCAGAUUUUCCGAACGAAGAAAUCCGAGGACACUGACCCCGAAGCAACCGAUGAGCCCAAUGACGAAGAUUUUGCAGAUGCUGUUGCACACUGGGAGCCCACCAAACUCGAAGAUGUCUACGAAGAUAUUUUCGGUCCUAAACAAGAGGAUAAGGAUGUUGACCACUUACUUGCAGAGGUUUCAGAGAUGAUCGCGACCUUGAGUGCCUAUAAAAUGAAUCGCGACCUCCCGCCUCUCGACAAACGCCCCGUUACCGAGCCCAGCUCAGCCGAGAUGGAAGUUUUCGAGAUGCUCAGGGCACAAUUAAGCGUAUUAGUGUCGACGUUACCGCCUUUUGCAGUGGCAAAACUCAACGGAGACCAAUUAGAAAAGUUGAAUAUUUCGACCAAGAUACUUGUCGAAGCACCCGAUUAUCCAGGAACCGGACAAGUAGAUGACUACACUCUGCAGCGGCAAAGGAUGGCUCAACAAGCUACCUCGGCGGCGAGUCGUACUGCAACUACCCCUCAAGUUCGCCCUGGCUAUGGUCAAUCUCCAGCGACCUACAGUUCACAAGUUCGGGGCUACAAUUCUUCGGUCCCAGCCACGGCGGCUUACGGUAUGAGAACAUCAAAUUACCAAACACCUACGGCAUCACGACCAAGCUACUCGCAGACUCCAUAUCAACCUCCCAACAAUCUCUAUGGGUCUCGUCCUUCCGUACAACAAUUCCAGCGACCCACUCAAAAUGGCUAUGGCAAUUACGGCGGUACACCCGCACAGACACAAACUCCAAGCUUUGCUCAACGUCCAAGUCAACCAGGAUAUCAGCAGCGUGCACAAGAUACCGCUGUUGCCAAUGCAGGCCGGUCCGUCUCUCCUCAGAAGCCAUUGGUCAAUGGCCAAACGUAUUCACCAAGACCGUAUCAAACUCAACAAGCGCAGACACCGUAUGCAUAUCAGAGACAAGGAUCCGGAACUCCGGCGACACCUAUCGCUAGCGCCGCCACUCCUGUCGGAUCCGGAUACGGACGAGAUGAAGGCAAUCGAAUUCAAGCGGGAACAGAAAAGAGUAGUUCUGCUGCACUAACGCAGACGCAAUCAGCUCAGACAGUGGAGGUUUCUCGAUAA
Messenger RNA from Rhinocladiella mackenziei CBS 650.93, 2304 nucleotides. RefSeq lists its product as uncharacterized. The coding region runs from base 1 to 2304 and encodes 767 amino acids. Lineage: Eukaryota; Fungi; Ascomycota; Eurotiomycetes; Chaetothyriales; Herpotrichiellaceae. The record is from RefSeq and is a predicted model, not a curated record. The transcript has 2 exons.